Molecule: messenger RNA, 1262 nt
Organism: Schistocerca americana (American grasshopper)
Lineage: Eukaryota; Metazoa; Arthropoda; Insecta; Orthoptera; Acrididae
Gene: VGAT
Product: vesicular inhibitory amino acid transporter
Exons: 2
Coding region: 48-1211 (387 amino acids)
Biological process (GO): amino acid transmembrane transport
Cellular component (GO): vacuolar membrane
Molecular function (GO): amino acid transmembrane transporter activity
Source: RefSeq, a predicted model, not a curated record
UCAACGAGUGGCAGGCCGCCUGGAACGUCACCAACGCCAUACAGGGAAUGUUCAUCGUGUCACUACCAUUCGCAGUGCUCCGUGGUGGCUACUGGGCAAUUGUUGCCAUGAUAGGCAUCGCAUAUAUCUGCUGCUACACGGGCAAGAUCCUGGUGGACUGCCUAUACGAGGACGGGGUGCGCGUGCGGGACUCCUACGUCUCAAUCGCGAGUGAGUGCUUCGGGCCCAAGUGGGGGGCACGAGCUGUCAAUGUGGCACAGAUCAUCGAGCUGCUGAUGACAUGCAUCCUGUAUGUGGUGGUCUGCGGCGACCUUAUGGUGGGCACCUUUCCAGAGGGUGCCAUCGACACGCGUAGCUGGAUGAUGCUGAUCGGCAUACUGCUCGUGCCGCUCGGCUUCCUCAAGUCACUGCACCACGUCUCCAUGCUCAGCUUCUGGUGCACUAUGUCCCAUCUUGUUAUCAAUGCCGUCAUUCUCGGUUACUGCCUGCUGUACAUCGGAGACUGGGGAUGGUCCAAGGUCAAGUGGAGCAUUGACUUUGAAAACUUCCCCAUCUCCCUGGGUGUCAUCGUGUUCAGUUACACGUCACAGAUCUUCCUGCCAACACUCGAGGGCAGCCUCAUAGACCCCUCCAAGUUCAACUGGAUGCUCAACUGGAGCCAUAUUGCUGCUGCCAUCUUCAAGUCCCUGUUUGGUUAUGUGUGCUUUCUGACCUUCCAGAAUAAUACGCAGCAGGUCAUCACCAAUAACUUGCAUUCCCAGGGCUUCAAGGGCUUUGUUAACUUCUUCUUGGUGGUGAAAGCAGUGCUAUCUUACCCACUGCCAUACUAUGCUGCUUGUGAGCUCCUGGAACGUGCCUUCUUCCGUGGCCGACCCGAGACUCUGUUCCCGACCGUCUGGGCACUUGAUGGUGAGCUCAAGGUUUGGGGCUUGGCCUUCCGUGUUGGUGUUGUCACCUUCACUAUUCUUAUGGCCAUCUCCAUUCCACACUUUGCCAUACUAAUGGGUUUCAUUGGCAGCUUCACAGGCACGAUGUUGUCUUUCAUCUGGCCAUGCUACUUCCAUCUGAAACUGAAGAGGCCGAUGCUGGACUGGGGUACAGUUGCCUAUGACUGCUUUGUUAUUUUCCUUGGGGUCCUCUUUGGUAUUAUUGGAGUAUAUGAUUCUGGCUCUGCUCUCAUCAAGGCCUUUGAAAUAGGCCUGCCAUUCUGAAGUUGUAGUGAGUCUGUCAGUAGCCAGCUAAAUGUGGUCUGCCGAAAAUAU